AUGUCUUCAGAGACGGCGAAACCUCGCCAGAUCGGGGCAAUGUUUCGUGGCCCUGGCCCGGCUAGAUAUCUGCUGCCUGGAAGCACGGGUUUCAAGCUUCAUGAUCCAACAAAGAACAAGGCCCCUGCGUACAGUUUGGGUAUAAAGUCGUCGAAAUUGGACCAAGGACCGGCCAGCCCUGGUCCAGCUUACUUGGUCCCACCGAAUAUCACCAGGACGGGAAUGGAAGGGACGCCACGCUACUCUUUGGCAGCCCGUACGCGAUCGACUGGCGCCUUUCAGACACCAGCUCCAGGUAACUAAGAAAGAUCAAGCCUUAAAUACUUUUUAUUUAUAGAAAUUUUAGAUCGAUUUGAUUUUACUACAUUUUUUAAGAAAUCGAUUUGUUGCAAUUACUAUAUGACUUGUUACAAUUAUUCCAGUGACACGUUAAUAUAGAACAUGGCACGAAAACGCGCGAAUCUCCGCAAUUUUUCCGCGAAAUAUUGUGCGCCUAAGAAGUUGCUAUUCUUCUCAAUAAAACACUCAUUUUUAUAAUGUAGUUUCUCCCAAAUUAUGACUGUUUUUUGUUUCAAAAUAGGCAAAUUCCCCUAGCAUUUGUUUACUUCCAGCUAAAAUUUGGUUGUCAAGGUGUCUAGAUUUCAUAUUGACUUUUGCUGUAAAGCCGUGAUUGUCAACUGAAAUUGGUUGUCAUGGACAUCGGCAUUUAUUUGAUCGUAAGAUUUUUGAAACCUAAAACGUUUUUAAAAUCAGGUCCAUUUUACUACGAGUUCCCUGUUGAGAGGCAUUUUUAAUAAACGUGAUGUCUUAUGUUUGAAAUUUAAAUUUACUCUCGAAUAAAAAUAAUCUUAGGGGUAGUCAUUCGAAAGCCGAUUAUAGCAUUACCCAUUCUUUAGUUUAAUCCUGCCCGUUAAAGGAAAAAUAUGCAAGCGAUCGCGAAUCUGAUAGCAGAAUUAAACUUAUUAGAAUCACUCGUUGUCUAUUUGCCUUCAAAAUCAAAUUGAAAAAAAAACUCUAUUUGUAACAAAUAGCUGUAUAUAUAGUCUAACUAUGGUAUAGUAAAUAAUCACUCUCUAAAUAAUCACUCUCCUAUAUAAAAACAUUUUUAAGUAUAUUUUUUGGAAUAUACAGGUAUUAGUUAUUUUGUACUUUUGUCGUUUUAAUAUUAUUUUUCUUCUUCUAAACAUUUGACUGUAAAUAAUUUAAUUAAUUAAUCAAUUCUUUAUCAACUAGGGGUUAAGAUUCAAAAGCCUGUCCAGGUUUCUAGUAGACCUCUAAGCCUUACAUUGCUACAGAAUUACUAUUCUUGUAAAUACUACUGCCUACUGGGCGAAAAUCAAUUAAAUAAAAAAUGAGAAUCACUUAGUCCAAUAAAACGAUCUUGAACAACUGUGUUUGAACACAGAUUUUUUAAGAGAAUUUUACUGUCUACUGACCUGCCCCCUGAGAAAAUUUAACUUACUAAUUUUAUAAUAGUAUUAUUAAACCAAAUGGCACAUAUAAUCUUGUGAAUCAGAAUGUAUGAUUCUGUAUGGGCCAGCCAUAAGUUUAACAACUUUAAUUUGGCAUUUUUACAAAAGAAAUAUAACAAUAAAAAACAUACCAAAUAAGGCAUGGCACGAACGGGACAAGUCCCAUGCAAGGAGCCAGCCAUAAAGCAUGCAUCCGACUAAUAUGACUUUGAAUGCAUUGACCAAUUUGGCUACUUAUUUCAGCAUAUAUAGGUAUUACUGCUCCCUGGCAAAAUAAUCCUGCAUAUAGCCAAGCACAAGAGCAUAGAAAAUGUUUUUAUUGAUAUAUCUCAGAUUCAUCUUUCGAUGCAAACAAUAUUAAACUCAUCCAAAAUAUUUCAGGUACGUACUCGCCAGAGAAGCAGAAGUACCCCUACCAUAAAUAUCCUCCGCAGUACUCGUUUGGUUCAAGAACCAAAACUGGUAAAAAAGACAGGACACCCGGACCAAACAUGUAUAACCUACCCGGGAUACUUGGGCCAAAAGCUGUCGGAAAGAAAUCAGCGCCAUCUUAUAGUUUGGUUGGAAGAAGCAAAAUUGGAGGAUUUCAUGAAGAUCUGCAAAGG
Paramuricea clavata is the source of this 2077-nucleotide messenger RNA. The record is from the annotation of a GenBank genome assembly. Lineage: Eukaryota; Metazoa; Cnidaria; Anthozoa; Malacalcyonacea; Plexauridae.